Amblyraja radiata (thorny skate) is the source of this 2007-nucleotide messenger RNA. RefSeq names its product oncoprotein induced transcript 3 (gene oit3). NCBI's taxonomy places the organism in Eukaryota, Metazoa, Chordata, Chondrichthyes, Rajiformes, Rajidae. The record is from RefSeq and is a predicted model, not a curated record. The transcript has 9 exons. Bases 109 to 1752 code for a protein of 547 amino acids. Gene Ontology annotation, molecular function: calcium ion binding.
AUACAGUCUAUCCGGGAGAUAAAACCAUCCAGAUAGAGCAUAGAAGGAACAGUCUCUUGGGAAACUGAAGAGGAAGCAAGCUUUAACUCUGCAAUAGAGCUGAGAAUCAUGUUGCCCCUUAUUCUGUUGGGACUGGCCCUCUCUGCUGAGCUUCGAACCUCACUUUCAUUAGUGGCGGUGGAUCCCUGCUUGGCCUACAUCAGCUUGAACGAGCCUUGGCGGAACACGGAGCACCACAUCAACGUGUCGCGCGGGAGGCCCAUGUGCGACAGCCGCAUGGACGGGGAGUGGUACCGCUUCACCGGCAUGGCAGGGGACGCCAUGCCCACCUUCUGCAUCGAGGAGAAUCUCUGCGGCACCCAUGCGCCCAUCUGGCUGAAUGGCAGCCACCCCAUGCAGUCCGACGGCAUUGUGUCGGUGCAGGCUUGCGCCAGCUUCAACGACAACUGCUGCCUCUGGAACACCACGGUGGAUGUGAAGGCUUGCACGGGAGGUUACUACGUCUACCGACUACCAAACCCCAUCGUCUGUUUCCACGUGUACUGUGGCCAUUUCUAUGAUAUUUGUGAUCAUGUGGAUUGCGUGGGGCACUGCGUGGAUGAAGAUGAAUGUCGAUGCGCUCCCGGCACUGUCCUCGGACCAGAUGCCCAGAUUUGCCUAGAUGUCAACGAGUGUGCUGUCAACAAUGGGGGUUGCAGUGAAGAAUGCAUCAACCUGCAAGGCUCCUUCCGCUGCAAGUGUGGGAUUGGAAAAGCACUGGGCAGGAACUCUGUGACCUGCGAAGACAUUGAAGGCUGCCACAGCACUAAUGGAGGUUGCAGUCACAACUGUGUGUCGGAGGAGGGGGGAUAUCACUGUGAAUGUCCGCGUGGGCUCAUAUUAUCAGAGGACAAUCACACCUGCCAAGUGCCGGUGCAGUGUAAGUCCAAGUCGAUUGAAGUGGCUGUACCUAAGGAUUUAGUUGGCGGUUUGGAACUGUGUCUCUUGAAUGCUUCAUGCAAAGCUCUCUCCAAUGGGACUCACGUCAACAUUAACUUCAAUCUCAAAACCUGUGGCACAGCUGUAGAGGUCGUGGAUGAUAAGAUCAUUGCAAGAAACACACUGACUGGUAUUCCCAAGCAGACUCCGGGCAGCAAUGGGGACAUUAUCAUCCGGACCAGCAAACUGGUGAUCCCCAUCACCUGCGAGUUCCCCCGCCAGUACAUCGUGUCGGAAGGGUAUGUGCCCAACCCUGCAAACUCCCCCCUGCAGAUCAUGGGCAGAAACCACGGCCUCUUCCCCUUUGCCCUGGAGAUCUUCAAAUCCAAAGAUUUUGAUGAGAUUUACAAAGACACGCCGCCUGUUCUCAAAUUGCGAGACUCCCUGUACUUUGGCAUUGAGCCACUCAUGCACGUGGAUGGGCUGGAAGCCCUGGUUGAGAACUGCUUUGCUACUCCCUCUGCCAGCAGCGAUGAUAUAAUGCGGUACUACCUCAUAAAGGAUGGCUGCAUCAAUGAUGAAACAGUCAAGCAAGAGACAUCCAACGACCAUCUUGCAAAACAUUUCUAUGUCCCUGUCUUUAAGUUUGUGGGAAGAGACAAUAAGAAGGUGUACUUGCACUGCCGAGUGCUGGUGUGUGGAGCCCAGGACACCAAGUCUCGAUGCUCCCAGGGCUGCCGCAAGCGGAUGCAUAGAUCAGCGGAGACGGGCACUGGAGGCCACCUGAGGGAUCAUCUCCUCAGCGGAGGUCCGAUUGUGAUUGAAACCCAGUGACAAAGCUGGGCAGCAUCCAGAUCAAUCCACUGAACACCUUUAACUUUGUCCAUUAAUACACGUUGCACAAAAAUGUAUCGUUGCUUUAGCUAGAUAAUUAUACUUGUUUGUUUUCUGAUUAGCAGACUGAACUAAUGAUCCCUGUAAUGGGACACUAAUUGUGUGGCUUGCAUUGUAGCAUAGUCCAUUUUGAAUAUAUCUUGAUUACAGAUACCUAUAGCUAUACCUUUUUAAUAAAGAUGCAUAUUACUUUAU